GCGAGGCGGAUGUGUGAGUGUGUGUGUGCCGCGCUGUGGUGACUUGAACGCCUUACUAGUGACUCUAAUGUGCUUCUGGUGACUUACUUGGAUCGCCUGUGCUUCUUAUGUGGAAUGCGUGGCCGAGCAGGAGGAGGAACAAGGUGUCUGGAUCGCUGAGGCCAACAGGACGCCACGCCUCCCCUCCCUGGGCCUGCCGCUGCUGCUGCCCCCGGCGUAACACAGGAGUGCUGUGUGGUGGAAAACUAACCCAGCGUGCGUCCACAACACUCUAAAAUCGCAGCGCAUUCCACGUUACCUGAAGCAACUCGUGUCGUCUGGCGGUGGUGGGCGAGGCCCGCGGGGACCUCGUGGGGGAAAGGCGGGCCGCGGGCUGGGCAGGAAGACGGCCGGGUGGGUUCAGUCAGUAGAGCUCUGGGCGGCGUUGGGUGUGGACGUGCUGGCGGCGCUCAGUGACUGCCCAGUGAUUGGCUGUGUAGGAUGAAAGGAGUUUGUCUUUGUUGAGAGAAACUUGACAGUCCGCAGUGAUGGCGCGUCGCGUGGCACUGUUGGCAGUGGUGUGCCUGGCGGGCUUGUCGGCCGCCGUGCAGUACUCUGACUUGGAAGCGAUGAAUGUGACGUGCGCGCCUAAGGACACUUGUCACUUCGGCAAAGGGCCUCGCCUCGGGGACUCCACAAACUGGAAAAGCAGGAACUGUUUCUGUGACGACCUGUGCGCGGAUUACGGCGACUGUUGCCUGGACGCGAACGCUUAUGACCCCGAGGUGCAGGUGACGGCCGUCAACAACCACCAGUGCGUGCACCUCAGGCACUUCGGGGAUAUUUACAUGAAGGGCACGUGCAUGGAUGACUGGCAGGACCAGGACGUGGCCGACAUGUGCGCCGCCAACUCUCCGGACUCCAACUCAGUGCGGCGGGACCCGCUGGCCUCCUUCCCCGCCACCAGCUACGACACCGCCAUCACCUAUGCCAACUACUUCUGCGCCGUGUGCAACAACGACUCCACCUCACUGGAGAUCUGGAAGCCUCGCCUAGAGUGCCCGACGCUCGCCAGCUACCAAUCCCGCUUCAGGAACCUGACCAUGGCGUACGUGGCCCCGAGACUUGAGUUCAGGGAGAAGCACUGGGGCCUGCACGUGGAGGACGGCGGCUUUCCUGUCUUCCACACGUGCUACAUGGACCCCGUGAUGCCCGAGACGGUGGGCCACCUGGUGAGGCCCUGCAAGCACAUGAUCAGGACGUGUGCCGCCAACUGGACCAACACAGAGGUGGAGGACCAGUGCCACUCCUACACGGCGGUGAUGUACGCCUUCGACCAGGCUUUCAGGAACGUACACUGCGCCUUGUGCAACCACGAGACGCUCGAAUCCCUGGGCUGCCAGUACGGGGUGUUCACCAGGUUCUACUUGAGGGACGACUUCAAUCCCGGCGCCUUCGCGUUGCUCUUCGACUACAGUGACAAUGGCGGCAACGUGGUGGGUUCGGCGUGUGGGAACGGCGAGGUGUUCGACCCGUUCUUCAAGAAGUGCAGGAAUGUGGUGUGUGGCAAGGCCGGACACCAGUACCGCUUCGGCCGCUGUGUGUACGCUGGCGAGGGGACCACGGCCGCCACCACCGCUCCUCCAUCCAACACCACAGAGGAGGAAAACACCAGCCAGAAGGAGGAAUAUGUGGACGGAGGUAACUCCACCACUCCUGUGCCAGGAGGCGAAGAGGAAACCGCGACCUUCCCGCCCACUGCCUCCUCGCCCGCGGGGCCGGAGGUGGCCUCGCCCCCCCUCCUGACAAACAAGUCUCAAUCUCUGUCCUGCGAGAGGUUCCUGCUGCCCGCUGACGAAUACGCCAUGUCUGACAACGGCACGGUGGUGGUGGAGAAGUACGGCAGGACGUACCUGCCGCACGAGUACGAGCGUCGCGAGGGCGGCAUCCUGGUGUGCAUCAUCCAGCCCGAGGUGAGCAAGUUCUCGCGGCUCAUGGGCUGGGUGACGCUGGCGGGCCUGGGUCUGUCCUGCGUGUGUCUGCUGCUGCACCUCGUCGCCUUCCUCCUCGUGCCGGACCUGAGGAACCUGUCCGGCAAGAACCUGGCGUCGCUGUGCCUGGUGCUGCUCGCCGCCUACGCCACCUUCAUCCUCAGCGUGUUUGGGGAGCCUGGCAAGCGGGAGUGCUUCGUGCUGGCCGCCGCCAUGUACUACUUCUUCCUGUCCUCCUUCUGCUGGAUGAACGUGAUGGCGCUGGACAUCUGGCGCACGCUGCGUAUGGCCACCUCGGAGCUGCGGGUCAGCUCGGGCAAGCAGUGGGUCAAGUUUCUGUACUCACUGUACGGGUGGCUGGCGCCCGCCCUGGCCCUCGUGGUGCUGGUGACCCUGGACCUGGUGCGACCCGAGGGCAUGCCGGAGGAGUACUAUCCCUUCCUGGGGGAGCGGUGGUGCUGGUUCGGCCACCGCAAGGCGCUGCUGGUGUUCUUCGCGGCGCCGCUCAUGGCCAUCAUGGUGGUGAACAUCGCGCUGUUCAUCCUGUCAGCGGUGAUGAUCGCCGAGACCACGCAGUCCACGGCCAAGAUGACCUCCUGCUCGCCGCACCACCACCAGUUCAAGCUGUACAUGCGCCUGGCGCUGCUCAUGGGCGUGUCCUGGAUCAGCGGCAUCGUGGCGGGCUACCUGCAGAUGGAGGCCAUCUGGUACGUGUUCGUGCUGUUCAACACACUGCAGGGCGUGCUACUGUUCCUUGGCUUCACCUGCACCAGGAAGGUGUGGCACGUGGCGGGGGCAGGCUGCUGGCGGCGGGUAUGCCUUGCUACCUCCCGCCCCUGGGUGUCGCGCAGCCCCUCCUCCAGCAGGCAGGGGCUGGAGUCCAGGGACUCACAUGACUCCCAGCUGUCUGCACACUCCCACUCUUCCGUGACGCACCUCGCCUCACACUCACGCACCUCCGUGGAUGCCUUCUGAGGCGCCGCCGCCACACCGCGGCCCUAUAUGUUCCUGUGGUGCCGCCCUGCACAGCUGCGUGCUGGAUGGCAUUACUUGUCCUAUUAGUGAUGCUGAGCAGGCACCAUUGUCCAGGGAGGUGGUGAGCUGCGGGAACACCUGGACACGCCGCGCCUCAGGAGGGGCGAGGGGCGAGGGGCGAGGUGUGUGUUUGUGUGUGUGCGUGCGUGCGUGCGUGCGUGUGUGUGCCAGGCGUCACCUUAUGCUAGUCGAGUGUGUUCUUCCUAUACUUAAGUUAGUCUCCGCCUGUCAAUACUUGGUCCUCUCAGUGACGAAUCUUGGACUGUUGUGAUGAAUGUUGAAGUUUUCCCGAGUCAAGAACUUGCAACACUCCAGUGUGUGUGUGUGUGUGUGUGUGUGUGUGUGUGUGUGUGUGUUGCGUGACUCGCGUACCAAAGGGGUGUCUGUUCACAAUUUUAUGUACUCUGUAUCAUUAAUUGCCUUUUUGGUGUUUUCCUCAAUAAAUGUCUUGGUAAAUAAUGAAACUUACGAAUAUUUAGUCUGGCGAUGCUGUCACUGUCGCUGUCACUGUCACUGUCGCGGUCACUGUCACUGCGGUACACUGAAGAGUGAAGAGGGGCCGCGGUGGCUGCCUCGUCCUGCUUGGGUCAGUGUGUGGUGUGCGGCCAAUUCACUGCAUUAUGGGUAUUUUUCCUCAUUAUUAUUCAUAUACAUCAGAUAUCCUAUUUUUUAUUACAGUGUUCAUCGGCCACUCAUAGCCCACCAGACGGGCCAGUGUAGUCAGUAUGUAUAUAGGAGUGUAUAUAUUUUGUCAUAUACUUUUGUCACAUUGAAAAAUAAACAUGAUUGUAAUAA
Portunus trituberculatus (swimming crab) is the source of this 3800-nucleotide messenger RNA. RefSeq lists its product as uncharacterized. The record is from RefSeq and is a predicted model, not a curated record. Gene Ontology annotation, biological process: cell surface receptor signaling pathway; G protein-coupled receptor signaling pathway. Gene Ontology annotation, molecular function: G protein-coupled receptor activity. Gene Ontology annotation, cellular component: membrane. NCBI's taxonomy places the organism in Eukaryota, Metazoa, Arthropoda, Malacostraca, Decapoda, Portunidae.